Cyanistes caeruleus (blue tit) is the source of this 3791-nucleotide messenger RNA. It is a transcript of the gene AOPEP, whose product is annotated as aminopeptidase O (putative). Gene Ontology annotation, cellular component: nucleolus. Gene Ontology annotation, molecular function: metalloaminopeptidase activity; zinc ion binding. Lineage: Eukaryota; Metazoa; Chordata; Aves; Passeriformes; Paridae. The record is from RefSeq and is a predicted model, not a curated record.
CGGGGCCGGGCGGAGGCCGGCGCGUCCCUGUGUGUCCCCGCACACGCCCCGGGAGCCGGCACGCAGGCGGGGCAGUGGCCGCCGCUAGUGCAAGAAGUGGAAAAACUACGAUUUCUAUAUUCUAAUCUUAUUCAGAAUUUUUUUUGGCACUGGGAGGCUGAAUAUUCUCUUUCUGGAGUCAUCAUAUAUCAGAAUUUGUGAAACUGUUUCCCAGUAGAUGAAUAUGGAGACACAGCUAGACCCCAUGAAGGAUGACUUGCCUUUAAUGGCAAAUACUAGCUACAUGCUUGUAAAGCACUAUGUAUUGGACUUGGAUGUGGAUUUUAAAAGUAAAGUUAUUGAGGGCAGCAUAGUUUUGUUCCUUGAGACGGGGAGCCAGUACAGGCAAACCAGCAUUGCUGGCAAAGAAUGCUGCCAGUCACAGUUUGAUGAAACCUGUAAAAUGAGAGUAUCUGAACCCUGCCAUGUUCCUCUGAAAGAUGUGAGUACCUGUUUAUCUAAAAGGGAAUAUAGUGAUUUUGCUGUCAGUGGUAAAGAGGAGGAAACUACUUUUGAUGAAAACAGUAACCAUAGCAACAGUGAACAGGCUUCUGGGAUUUCUAGUUCAAAGGACUGCUCUGACACAGAGAAUCAUGUAAACAAGGAUUUUCUCCUGGUAUUGGAUUGCUGUGAUUUAUCUGUGCUAAAGGUUGAAGAGGUAGAUGUUGCUGCUGUGUCAGGCACUGAAAAAUUUACAAGGUCUGCCAAGCUAACUGAUGCUUCAAAGGAGCUGGAAAAUCUCAGGAAUCUGAUUGUACAUGAACUUGUGACUUUACCUGCGGAUCGCUGGAAGGAACAGCUACACUAUUUUACUCACUGUAGCCAGGCACCUGGCUGUGGGGAGCUUCUGUUUAGUACUGGCACCUGGAGCUUGGAGAUAAGGAAAUCAGGAAUUCGGACUCCAGCAGACUUUCCUCAUGCAAUAAGAAUAUGGUACAAAACCAAACCAGAGGGAAGAUCUGUUACAUGGACUACAGACCAGAGUGGCAGGCCAUGUGUUUAUACAAUGGGAUCACCAAUAAACAACAGAGCCCUCUUCCCAUGCCAAGAACCACCUAUUGCCUUGUCAACAUGGCAAGCCUCAGUCCGAGCAGCUUCAGGAUUUGUUGUGUUAAUGAGUGGUGAAAACUCAGCAGAACCAGUCCAGCUUCAAGAAGGUAUGUUGAGCUGGUACUACUACGUGUCUAUGCCGAUGCCAGCAUCCACCUUCACUAUUGCUGUGGGGUGCUGGCAGGAAGUUAAACAGCAGUCCUUCAAACAAACAGCUGCUGAAACAAACACUGAGUUUUUCUUGCCAUCAUCACAAACUGAUUUCAGAUGGCAUGAAGAAAUCUGUGGUCAUGUGGAAUAUCCCUGCCGUUUCCAAAAUCCUGCUGCCAGGUUGCAGGCAGUAAUUCCUUACAGAGUCUUUGCUCCCUGGUGCCUUAUGGAAACCUGUGAAGAAUAUUUGCUUCAGCUAAUUCCUCAGUGCCUCUCAGCUGCUUAUGCCACACUGGGUACCCAUCCCUUUUCCAGGCUUGAUGUUCUGAUAGUUCCUUCCAACUUUUCCAGCCUGGGAAUGGCUAGCCCACACAUCAUCUUUCUGUCACAAAGUGUACUGCCAGGAGGAAGUCAUCUCUGUGGAACACGUCUGUGCCAUGAAAUUGCUCAUGCUUGGUUUGGACUGGCCAUUGGUGCUCGUGAUUGGACGGAAGAGUGGAUAAGUGAAGGGUUUGCCACUUUUUUAGAAGAUGUAUUUUGGGCUAGGGCACAACAGCAGCUGUCACAUGAUGAAAUAAAAGGGCAACAGGAAUUGAAAGCUUUACUUCGCUGGCGCAGACUCAGAGAUGAGGUACAAAACUCUGAAGAAGAGCUGCAAGUUCUAAGGCCCAAAAAGGAGAGCACAGGAGAAUUGAGUGAGUCUGGAGCCUCUGUUGUCAAAUAUGGUCUUAAAGCAGAAAAAAUCUUCAUGCAGGUUCACUAUUUGAAGGGUUAUUUUCUUUUACGAUCUCUGGCAAGGACAAUAGGAGAUGCCUCAUACCUUGCAUCUUUACGGAAAUUUGUCAUUAAGUUCCAUGGGCAGCUCGUCCUUUCUCAGGAUUUUCUUAGCAUGCUGUUGGAAGACAUUCCUCAACAAAAAAAGGCUGGAUUAACUGUAGAAAGCAUCUUCCAGAACUGGCUGGAUACUUCUGGAAUACCAAAGCCCCUGCUGGAGGAGGGAGAGACGUGGAAGGACUGUCAGCUCGUCCAGCAAGUGAGCGGCGAGGUCGCAAAAUGGAUUCAGACAAACCGGAGGAUCAGAAAAAGCAGCAAAAAGAAAAUGAAACAGGAUGAAGUUGUUUUCCAGCAGCUUCUCCCUGACCAGCUGGUCUUACUUCUGGAGUCCCUCUUGGAGGAGAAGACAUUGUGUCCUAGAAUAUUGCAGUGCUUGGAGAGAACAUACCAGCUCCGGGAGCAAGAUGCUGAGGUUCGUCACCGAUGGUGUGAACUUGUCAUUAAACACAAAUAUGAGCCUGGGUAUGGAGACAUUGAGAGAUUCCUCAGAGAGGAUCAGGCCAUGGGUGUGUAUCUCUACGGUGAAUUAAUGGUGAAUGAAGAUGCAAAACAACAAGAACUUGCACGGAAAUGCUUUGCUGCAGCACAAGAACAUAUGGAUGCAUCCUCAGCCAAAGUGGUGGCAGAGAUGUUAUUCUGAAAAGGUGUUAUUCAGUAUCCCCAGAAUAAACUUCUCCAUAACUUUAUCAGGCACUGGAGUGAGACUGACAGGUCUGUUUCCUGGGUCCUCCUUCCUGCCCUUCUUGAAAAUCAGGACAAUAUUUGCCAGCUUCCAGUCACCUGGGACCUCUCUGGAUUCCCAAGACCACUCAGAAGAAACAUUUUGUGACUACAUAAGCCAGCUCUUGAAGGAUUCUUGGGUGAAUCCUAUCACGCCCCAUACGUUUUCAAGGAUCCAGCUGGAGCAGUAGAUCCUGCACAUUAAGCUUUUAACAGGCCCUAUCAAAAGCCUAACAGAAAAAAAACAACAAACGUUACUGUUCUAUUCACAGUUUUCUCUCAAGGUGGGUGUUUCUGUAUUGAGUUACUGACAGAAGAAUGUUGCAGAAUCUAACUGUAGUAAAUAAAAGUCAACAACAACAAAAAAAUCUAUUUCCAAACUUCCUGUAACUAAAUCAUUACAGGAAGUCACGUCUUUUCAAAUGACACCUCCAUCUAGGAGAUGCACUCAAUGGUCCAGUUGACUGUAUUCUAUGACUGUAUGUGGCUACGACAUCACAGGCUUCUAUAUAGGUAUGCCCUUGCCCUUAGGUUUCAUUUACAUGUUUCAUAGGCAGCCCCCUCUGAAUAUAAUACAGCCUUUUGUAGGGUUUUUUUGCUCUUCCCAUCCCUAAUUCAGUCCUUUCCAAACAUAGCAGUAAUUUUACUCUGAAUAGCAUUAGAAAGCCCAUUGCUGGAGAAUCUCCCACUUGCUUCGUCAAGUCAACAUCUAGUUAGGAUCUUGGUGAUUCUUUUCAGGAUGUACCUUUUAGCUCUGAAAAUGAAUCUCAGAUGAAAAAUUAAAACUAUCCAUAUAGUUAGGCAAGGAUCAUCACCUACUUUCUCGUGCUGCUUACUUUUCAGAGUAAAGGCAGACCAUAACAAGGGAGUGGUCCUGCAGGUGGCCCCUCGGUGGGCAUGCAUUCAUUCCUUGCCAUACACUUUCUGUUGCAAGUACAGAAUAAAACACACCCUUUUGCUGACAGCUGUUUUCUGUCUGCAGCUUUGCUGGGAGGUGU